AUGACGCUACGUUCAAAAUCCACGUCGCACAUUUUGGAAAUUCAAACGGCGCACAACAAGAGAGAAUUAGAAGAUAAUUCUACUUCGACUGAAGACAAAUACAGAACCUACACUGUGGAGGAUUUUAUAGAAAGAAGGAAACGUUUCUCAGGGAAUGUCAAUGACGAAACGAAGAAGAUACAAUCCGUCAAUAGGUCUCAGAAUUUUGUGAAGAAAAUAAUUGCUUCUUUUGAGAACAAAAACGAAGUUUGCAGAGCGAAUGACGAAUUUUUCACGAGGUAUUACGGAAGGGACAACAGAAAGCACGAUACCUCUGUCAAAGUGAAAAACAAUGAAGCAGAAGUUCCUCCUGUUUCGAGUGUCGAAGCAAGUAAAAUAUAUCCGGAAGAACUUGCAUGCUCAAACGCUGAAACAAGAAAUUGUACUGAAAGUAACAACUCUCUAGAGUCAACAGCUGGAACUUUCGACGAUCAAGAAAAUAAUUUUAAAAUAAAUGAGAAAGAUAGGAAACAUUGCAAGGAGGAUUAUGUACAGUGCGAUUCGAUAAAUGACAUCGAAGUCUGUAGCUACGAAGGGAGAGCGUAUUACGAUCCCUCUACGUUCGAUCCUAGACGAGAUCGAGUCGAACUGCAAAAUCGGACAGGUGUUAUUUUGGAAAGCAGUCCGAACAAUCGCAAGGGGAAUACGUUGGAGAGAAUUUGUAAAUUUGAAUUUACGAAUUUGAAGAUGGAGAGAGAUUCGAAAAGGAAUACUACCAAGAAAGGGUUCAAGGGUAGAAAUAAAUUCUUUAAGUGCUUCAGGUCCGUGAUAAAGUGGAGGAAGUCAGAAGCUAAGGACAGAUCUCAACGUUUUAUGUUUCACGAUGAUUCGUUUGAAGGGACGAACAGGGCCCGUCCUAAAAGUAAUAAAAUAUCGAAGAGCUCUCCGUACGAAACGAUCGUGUUUCAAGAAAACCUUGAACAGACAAACGAACGUAAGGCGACAAUUCAUCCCAUUUAUGAGGGCAGAAGAAACAAACGACUCGCAAAGAAAAAUGAAGACCGUAAACGUCUUAUGAUACAAGGGAAUAUGGAGAAUGUCGUGAAACCCUCCGCGAUCAAAAACAUAGUAAAGCACCUGUCUCAAUUUCCUUAGAAACCUCGCGUUAAUAAAAAGAAAAGCUCACUAACUAUCAAAGAUGAGCUAUUUAAUUCAAUUGUAUAAUUCGUGACUAAAUGAUGACUAAAACCGAAUGCUUAUUUAACAUGUUGACUUGCACAUAAUUUGGUGAAGACCAAAUUCAUUUUGCCAAUAUCGUAUGUUUAAUCUUAUAAUAUAUGUCUAUAAUGUUUUAAUUAAAUGAGCGAAAAAUAUUGAAAUCUUAUAUUAACGUA
This is a messenger RNA of Frieseomelitta varia, 1373 nucleotides long. RefSeq lists its product as uncharacterized. NCBI's taxonomy places the organism in Eukaryota, Metazoa, Arthropoda, Insecta, Hymenoptera, Apidae. The record is from RefSeq and is a predicted model, not a curated record. The transcript has 2 exons. The coding region runs from base 1 to 1134 and encodes 377 amino acids.